Colletotrichum karsti is the source of this 876-nucleotide messenger RNA. Its product is annotated as 3' exoribonuclease. The record is from RefSeq and is a predicted model, not a curated record. Gene Ontology annotation, biological process: rRNA catabolic process; nuclear mRNA surveillance; poly(A)-dependent snoRNA 3'-end processing. NCBI's taxonomy places the organism in Eukaryota, Fungi, Ascomycota, Sordariomycetes, Glomerellales, Glomerellaceae. Gene Ontology annotation, cellular component: nuclear exosome (RNase complex); nucleolus; cytoplasmic exosome (RNase complex). The transcript has 2 exons. The coding region runs from base 1 to 876 and encodes 291 amino acids.
AUGGCCGAUCGACGCAGAAUCAACGGGCCACCCGGUGCCACAUUGCCGCCUGUGUACGAAGUCUCUGGUUCCAAGCAAAGCCGUCGAGCAAGGCCGCCGAACGGUAUUCGAGGACUGUUUCUCAAGACCGGCAUCACGCCCACGGCUUCGGGCUCGGCCUACAUGGAGAUUGAAACCCCUGAGGGUCACGCUAACGCAAGAUCCAAGAUCAAUGGCAUGAAGCUCAUAUGCACCGUCCACGGCCCCCGAUCGCUUCCUCGUUCAGCACCCUUUUCACCUUAUCUGGUGCUCUCAACUCACGUCAAAUACGCUCCUUUCGCUACGCGCCAGCGCAGAGGCUAUCUCCGCGACUCGAGUGAGAGAGAUCUGAGCGUUCAUCUCGACACUGCGUUGCGUGGGGUUAUCAUCGCCGACAGAUGGCCGAAAAGUGGCGUUGACGUCAUCGUCACCGUCAUUGAGGGCGACCAAGAGAGGGAGGCAUCUCAUGCUCAGGGCAACGAAGAGUGGGACAUGAUGAACGUCUUGAGCGGCUGCAUCACAGUUGCUGCUGCUGCUCUCGCGGACGCCGGUAUUGACUGCGUGGACAUGGUCACUGGCGGUGUUGCUGCACUUGUCAAUGGAGACGAUACCGACCCGUCGGCACCAUCAAUCGUCUUGGAUCCCGUAUCCAUAGAGCACGAACGAAUUCUCGCUGCUUGCUGUGUCGCCUACUUGCCCAGCCGCGCCGAAAUCACGAAUCUCUGGGUUAAGGGUCAACUCCCACCGUCAGAUCCCCUACUUCAUACCAAGCUGGUGGGCCGGGCUAUCCAGGCGUCGAAAGGCAGCUACCGUGCUGUUCUGGAAAGGCUCCAGGACAACCAGCCACCGUAUAGCUAA